Erigeron canadensis is the source of this 2724-nucleotide messenger RNA. Its product is annotated as cysteine-rich receptor-like protein kinase 2. The transcript is spliced from 8 exons. Gene Ontology annotation, molecular function: ATP binding; protein kinase activity. Bases 114 to 2081 code for a protein of 655 amino acids. The record is from RefSeq and is a predicted model, not a curated record. Lineage: Eukaryota; Viridiplantae; Streptophyta; Magnoliopsida; Asterales; Asteraceae. Gene Ontology annotation, biological process: protein phosphorylation.
UCUUAUAUUAUCUUGAACAGAACAUGAAGAAUUAAAGUAGAGAAACAAGAAUGGAUUCAAGCUCUUCGAUGAUGGUUUAGAAAUAUAUAGCUACAAGAUGUAUUAGAACAAAGAUGAUGAAAUCAAUAGAUACACGUUCGAUGCUGAUCAUAGUACUGAUGGUAAUGUUACUAUUAGUAUCAGGAUCCGAGGGGGAUGCCAGGGUACAAAUCGUCAACAUGUAUUGUGACAAAGGCUUAGAGAACAAUCAAACGCUUUUCAUUCCUAACUUUGUGCGCGCAAUGGAAAUAACUAGCACCCAAAUGCGUACUUCUCAUAAUGUAACAAUAACUGUGGGUACUGGACCCAACAAAAACUAUGCACUUACACAAUGCUAUGGUGAUCUAUCUUCAGAAGAUUGUCUGUUAUGUUAUGCUGCAAUACGUACUUAUAUUCCCGGUUGUUAUCCACAAAGUGGGGGUCGUAUAUAUCUAGACGGUUGCUAUAUGAGACUACAGAACUACAGCUUUUUCGAGGAGUAUAAAGGGCCAAAUGACACUAUUGUUUGUGAGAAUACUACAACGAAGGGCAUCUUGUUUCAAGAGUCAACAAGGGAGGCAGUGGCCAAUGCUGUUACGGAUGCAUUAAGAUAUGAUAACUACUUUUCUAGGCAGGAGGUGGCGGUGGCUGGUACUAAUAAGUCGGUUUAUGUGCUGGCAGAAUGUUGGAAGACUUUGAGUCCAAGCUCUUGUAGGGCGUGUUUGGUGAAUGCAUCUGAAUGGAUAACGAAAUGUUUGCCAUGGUCAGAGGGGCGAGCAUUGAAUACUGGAUGUAUCAUGAGGUAUUCAGAUACCAACUUUCUCAAUCCUGUACCGGUCCAAAGCAGCAGCAGGAGUUCUAACCAUAAAGGGAAGAUAAUAACCAUUACAGUUUCCGUUGUUAGUUCUGUAGUGGUUCUUGCAGUUGCUUUGAUGAUCUUUUUAUACAUCAGUAAACGCAGAUAUAUAAAGCAGAAACGAAAAGGUUCUUUUAACGCUGAAAAACUGGCAAAGAUUCUCACAGACAGUAGCUUAAACUUCAAAUACUCCACUAUAGAGAAAGCAACGGGAAAUUGGGACGAGUCUAAUAAGCUCGGACAAGGAGGAUUUGGAACUGUAUACAAGGGGGUUCUUUCAGAUGGACGAGAAAUAGCCGUGAAGAGGCUCUUCGUCAACAACAAAUUUAGGGCGGCAGAUUUCUACAAUGAAGUAAAUAUGAUUAGCGGUGUUGAACACAAAAACCUGGUUAGACUGUUAGGAUGCAGCUGUUCAGGACCUGAAAGCAUUCUCGUAUAUGAAUACCUACCCAACAUGAGUCUCAACCUCUUCCUUUUUGAUGAAAUAAAAGGCAGGGAACUAAGCUGGGAGAAGAGAUAUGAGAUUAUAAUUGGUGUAGCAGAAGGUCUGGUUUACCUUCAUGAAAAUUCGAAGAGCCGGAUUAUUCACAGAGAUAUUAAAGCUUCUAAUAUCUUGUUAGACUUAAGGCUUCGAGCCAAAAUAGCUGAUUUUGGGUUGGCCCGGUCUUUUCAAGAUGACAAGAGUCACAUUAGCACAGCCAUUGCAGGGACACUUGGGUAUAUGGCUCCAGAGUACCUAGCCCAUGGUCAAUUAACUGAAAAGGUGGAUGUCUAUAGUUUUGGUGUGUUACUGCUAGAGAUGGUCUCAGGAACGGAAAACAACAGAAGUAAAACUAUUGACUAUACCGACAGCUUAGUGUCAACCGCAUGGAAGCAUUUCAAGAGAGGUACAAUUGAGGAAAUAUUCGACCCAAACCUUAUGAUGCAUAGUUAUCCUAACAUCCUUUUAAAGAAAGAUGCCAUAAGAGUGGUACAUAUAGGACUUCUUUGCGUUCAAGAAGCUCCAUCUUUAAGACCAUCCAUGUCAACGGCACUUAAAAUGUUAGCGAAAGAUGAUGAACCCUUACCGGCCCCCUCCAGUCCCCCUUUUACAGACGAGAAAACCAUGGAACUAAACAACAUCACACAAAAGUUACUGCAUUAUUCUGAGGGAGAUGAUGCUAGUUCAAUUGCUACCGUUACCCACAGUGAGUUCUUCCCAAGGUAACAUUGGUUAUUAUCAGAUCAAACAGAGCCAACAAAUAACUAAGACCUCAUAAUUACUAGCCACUUCCUUAAGCAUUUGGGAAGCCAGAAUGUUGAAUGCAUCCUACACGGCUGUAAUCUGGACCCCUAAGCGUAUAAAGAGGUUGGUUAUGUUAUUGUACCGAAAGGCAAGAUCAAACAAAAGGUCACGGGCUCUCGUCCCACUGUGGACAUAUGUGUGAAUAUAUGAUGUUGUGUGUCGAAUUAUUUUUUUUUCCAACAAACAGAGGUACUAAAUGUAUACAAGUUUUCUUCUACCUUAAAGCAGAAUGCUAAAAGAGGUAUUACCAAGUUGAGGAAAUCAACUACCCCCAAGCCUACAAAAUUUGGCCUGGUUGAGAAAGGUCUCCCACAUCUGACAAUGGAUUUUACUCCCCGAGCCGAUGUGCUAUAUUUGAAGAGAAUAUUCAGAUACAUGUGGAACUCAGUGGAAGUACGAUAAACCUGCAAGCAAGCCUAAGCUUCCUCAUUUUGGUUCGGUUUUCUGUCAUGGUUUCGAAGCUUAGGUUAGUUUCGGAUUUGUCAUUGACAAUGUAUAUAUUUUGAUGGUUCAUGUACGUCUUUAUUUGGCAUGAAGUAAUUGCUUUUGAAACAGCGUUUGUUCA